AUGUCAAACGCUACUAUGAGUACCGUCAUCUACAACAUUUAUAACGUUCAGAAUGCCUUGGUCAACUCAUCCUUGGAUGGCAUCAAAAUGCUUCCUCUCAAUACAACGAUAUCAGUGAACUCCAGCGAAUGGCAGCAAUGCUUAGACCGCAUUAACUUUCUGUGCUCAACUAAGUGGACAAAGAAGAGACGGCUUCGCGAAAGAGAGCUCAUUUUCGGUGAGACUCGGCAGUGUCAUCGGGCAGGCAUCUACAAAUCAGAACGCCAAAACCGUCUCGCGCAAAAGGAUUCCAAGACAUGCGGUUGCACUGCUGCUUUGCAGAUAAAGCAAUACAUUAGUAAUCCUGAUGUUGUUACGUUUUGCAUGAAAAAAGACCAUACAAACCACGUUCCUGGCGAGGCGUCAGAAAUUGGAACCCUCCCUUUGCCUUCCGAGGAAAUCAAAAUUAUCGAAGAUCAGCUGAGGGGUGGAAACAGUUGCAACAACACUGGAGCUUCUGUUCUCAGACAGAUUGAUGACUGGAGUGUUGGAGCAAUAUUUCUGCUUACAGUACCAACGAAAAAUCUAUUUGCUUUUGGAUUCCAAUCACCUUCGCAAGUAGGAGUCAUGAUAAUUACCCAGUCGUUUUGCCUCGAUGCUACCCACAACAUUUCGUCUAAAAACAUGGAAGUUACGUAUUCCUUUGUUAAUGCAAUCGCAGCAGCAUUACAUCUGACUGCAAUCCAUUACUGCGAGUUACAUGCUCUUCGUGCUUGGCAACAUAAUCUCGACAACAAAAGUGAAAGAAGAGGAAAGGAAAAAGAGAAAAGAAAUAACAGAUUCAAGGCUUCAAACUUGGCCAAUAAUUACAUCGAAGCAUGGCCCAAACAGCUGAAUUACUAUCCUACUUCAAUCGUGCUCGAAUCAGAAGAUUGGAUCGUUUUAUUUUCAUCCUUAAAAAACGAUAAUGAAAAUUCAUUUUUACGAGCAAGACAGGAAGGAGAUAAAGAUAAUUCACUUCCAGCAACGCUUAAAUGGGACACCGAAAAAUAA
Phycomyces blakesleeanus NRRL 1555(-) is the source of this 1032-nucleotide messenger RNA. RefSeq lists its product as hypothetical. Lineage: Eukaryota; Fungi; Mucoromycota; Mucoromycetes; Mucorales; Phycomycetaceae. The coding region runs from base 1 to 1032 and encodes 343 amino acids. The record is from RefSeq and is a predicted model, not a curated record. The transcript has 5 exons.